Messenger RNA from Aspergillus niger, 369 nucleotides. RefSeq lists its product as hypothetical. Bases 1 to 369 code for a protein of 122 amino acids. The transcript is spliced from 2 exons. Lineage: Eukaryota; Fungi; Ascomycota; Eurotiomycetes; Eurotiales; Aspergillaceae. The record is from RefSeq and is a predicted model, not a curated record.
AUGCUGCAUAGGGCACGGGGCACAGGGCUAGGGCCGAUGGUGCUGUCACGGGAUCGAGCAUUGUCUCCAAGCCAGAAAAGCUCCUUCCCAAUCAUCGAUCAUCCAUGUCUUCAUCGAGUCCUGGCGCCGUCGCAUCGCAUCAAUCCAGCGGCAUCUCGUUUGUACUCGUCUUCGCUCCCCCUCGGUUUCGCGGCUGCCUGUCGUCGGGAAGCCAGCCAGAGAGCAAGAAAAAGCCAUAGGCGUCAUCCAUCCCCUGUCACUAUCUACCACCACCACUCAUUCCAUCCCGCCUUGACAUUGAUAAUUCCCAGGCGCGGACGGAGAGAAGCGGCAUCGCCUCCCCGCCCCGCCUCAACAAGAUCAAAGUAG